Entelurus aequoreus (snake pipefish) is the source of this 2305-nucleotide messenger RNA. RefSeq names its product neuronal pentraxin IIb (gene nptx2b). The record is from RefSeq and is a predicted model, not a curated record. Lineage: Eukaryota; Metazoa; Chordata; Actinopteri; Syngnathiformes; Syngnathidae. Bases 240 to 1559 code for a protein of 439 amino acids. The transcript is spliced from 5 exons.
UCUGUUUGCGCCAGGAAUAGUUCUGCUAACGAGCCAUAUUAAGCGGGUUUACGCAGACAGGACUCAGCCGUGAACGGAUUUUCUGUGUGCUAUCAACAUGUUUUAUUCCAAAAUGUAGGCACAUUGUUUCAUCGAACAAGUUGUUGUGGCAAAUGCGCGCGUAAAUCCGCAUUUGGGUGUUUUACGCACAGACUUGUGUGUGGUUUUUUUCCCCCACUUUUCUCUCAACUUUUUCAGGCAUGUUUUCAUUUGUUUAUGCCUUUUUAUGUUUCUGCGCCCUGGGCUGCCGGCAGCAGGCGAGCAGCCAAGUGGACGACGGUAAACGGUACAUUUGCCGUGCGGUGCCGCUCAUCGGCGACGCCACCAGCUGCCCGGUGACCUUGUUACCUGAAGCCAACGCCGGUGGGCAGGAAGAAGAGCUGCGUAACACCGUCAUGCAGCUACGGGACACCAUUCUGCAGCAGAAAGCAACCAUUUCCAAACAGAUAGGCACCAUCAACGAGCUGACCACCAAACUAUCCCUGUGCGCCUCCACAAGCGAUGAUCGCAAGUACGAGAAGGGGGCUUCUUGGGGUAAAGAGAAACAAAACACCAUGGGAGAUGUCCCCAGAGAUCCAAAUGACACUAUUGAGAAUCUUGGCAAAACAAUGCAGGGGCUCAAGGAUCGGUUGGAGAACUUGGAGCAACAGCAGAUGCGGGCCAACAUAUCCGGCGCGCCCUUCCCCAGCGAGCUGCGUGACUUGCUGCAGCGUCGCCUGGUUGAGCUGGAGAAACAGCUCCUGAAGAAGGUCAGCAACCUGGAGGCGGAGAAGAGCAUGCUCUCCAACGCCACGGCGGCGUACCGGAUGAAGACGGAGAGCACGCUCAACGCCCUGGUGGAGAGAAUAAGUGAGCUGGAGAAAGGAGGUGAAGACUUUAAGUCCCCGGAGCAGUUCAAACUCUCCCUCCCCCAGCGUACAAACUACUUGUAUGGCCGCAUCACCAAGAGCCUCCCUGAGAUGUACGCAUUCACGCUCUGCAUGUGGAUCAAAUCCAGCGCCAGCCCAGGCAUAGGGACACCAUUUUCCUACGGUGUUCCCGGACAAGCCAAUGAGAUCGUACUGAUCGAAUGGGGAAAUAACCCGAUUGAGCUGCUCAUCAACGAUAAGGUUGCCCAGCUACCUUUGGAGGUACGCGACGGAAGGUGGCACCACAUCUGCAUCUGCUGGACCACCAGGGAUGGCCAAUGGGAGGCUUACCAAGAUGGGGGAAAACAAGGGACAGGAGAUAACCUGGCGGCAUGGCACCCUAUCAAACCAGGAGGGGUGAUCAUCCUGGGACAGGAGCAGGACAUUGUAGGUGGACGCUUUGAUGCUGGACAGGCGUUUGUGGGCGAACUGAGCCAAGUUAACAUUUGGGACCGCGUUCUGAAGCCGGCGGAGAUCCAGUCUAUGGCCAACUGUACGUCGUACACGCCUGGUAAUGUGAUCUCGUGGGUAGCCAGCAACGUGGAAGUGUUUGGAAGGGGAGCCUUCAAGAGGCCCUUGGAGAUGUGUCAGGAGCGCCUGCCUAAUACCUAAACACUUAAUAUAGCCUUUGCCUUUAAUUAGCUGCUUUUCCCAUGCAUUCACCAUUUUUGUCUAAGUACUGCGAAUGGAAGCUAUGUAAAAGUAGCAUUUUAAAUGUUGCACGUAUGGUGUUGGAUGUGCAAAUUAGGAUUCUGCCACCCUUCCAAUCCCUCCCAUUUCCCGAGAGGCUUUGAGGUGACGAUGAUGCACUCCAUCCCCUCGCAGACGCACAAAUACAAACACACGGAGGCUCAGACUGGCUCACAGUUUGCCAUUGCAUGCUGUGCAAGAGAGAGUGGGAGGGAAGAUUAGCUUUAAAGUCUAGCUAAUGUUAUGUCUAUUGCUUAGCUAGAAAAUUGGCUUGGAGCCAAAAACAAUCACAACAUGUAUCCUGACAACUUUAGUCCACUAGUCUACGUGUGCACUUUAUCAGAGAAAGAACAUUUUGCAUGGACACCAGUGACGCUAAUCACAGUGCUUUCUCCCUCCUUGCCUUUUACACAUGAACAAAACAAAUGUGUUUGGUAGCAUCAUCAUUGUAAAACAUCUGUACCUGCUAUUUGUUGAAUAUCUUGCAUUGGAUUCUAUUAGCUAUCAAAGCUAUGAAUGUAUACUUGUAAUAUGAGUCGUAGUGUCCUGCAUUGUUUUGUAUGGCAGUUUGCCAUAUAAUCAUGUCUGUGGCCUUCAUAAUGACUGAAGUGCCAACUCUUGUUUUGUAAGUCCCAAAAUGACAUCGCCAAUAAGUGUAAAAUAAAGAG